This is a messenger RNA of Oncorhynchus mykiss (rainbow trout), 1815 nucleotides long. Its product is annotated as AP-1 complex subunit sigma-3. Gene Ontology annotation, cellular component: membrane coat; AP-1 adaptor complex. NCBI's taxonomy places the organism in Eukaryota, Metazoa, Chordata, Actinopteri, Salmoniformes, Salmonidae. Gene Ontology annotation, molecular function: clathrin-cargo adaptor activity. The record is from RefSeq and is a predicted model, not a curated record. Gene Ontology annotation, biological process: vesicle-mediated transport; intracellular protein transport.
UCUAGAGAAGGUGUGGUUUCGCAAUUUAACCCACAGCAUUGUGGGAAGGUUAACGAUGCCUCUUCCAUAUGAAUCAUUUUUACGCAAUAAUUUAGAUAACAUAUUUUUCCUCAAGAUUCGGCCUUAGCCUCACAUUGCAGCUUCACGAUGUUGCGCUUCCUGCUGCUGUUCAGCCGGCAGGGGAAGCUGCGACUGCAGAAGUGGUUCACUCCGGUGACUGAGAGAGAGAAAAAGAAGGUGAUCAGGGAAAUGACUCUGAUGGUGCUGGCUCGCCCUCCCCGCUCCUGUAACUUCCUCCACUGGAGGGACCUCAAGAUUGUUUACAAGAGGUAUGCCAGCCUCUACUUCUGCUGUGGUCUGGAGGACCAGGACAAUGAACUGUUGACCUUGGAGGUGCUGCACCGAUAUGUCGAGCUGCUGGACAAAUACUUUGGCAACGUGUGUGAGCUGGACAUCAUCUUUAACUUUGAGAAGGCCUACUUCAUCCUUGAUGAGUUCCUGAUGGGAGGAGAGAUCCUGGAGACCUCCAAGACAGCUGUGGGCAUUGCUAUGGAGGAGGCAGAGACACUACAAGAGACAAUGGAGGAGUAUAUGAGUAAACCGACCUACUGAACCAAUAACAGGGACAUGAGUCGAACCUUAAGACUGAAGAAUCCUUUCCUCAGUUGCCAUAAGUGCCACAACAUUUAACCUAUUAAACUGUAAUACACUCUUCCAUUCAGACAUCACACAUGGUAAUACACUCUUCCAUUCAGACAUCACACAUGGUAAUACACUCUUCCAUUCAGACAUCACACAUGGUAAUACACUCUUCCAUUCAGACAUCACACAUGGUAAUACACUCUUCAAUUCAGACAUCACACAUGGUAAUACACGCUUCCAUUCAGACAUCACACAUGGUAAUACACGCUUCCAUUCAGACAUCACACAUGGUAAUACACUCUUCCACUCAGACAUCACACAUAAUAAGUAAUACACUCUUCCACUCAGACAUCACACAUAAUAAGUAAUACACUCUUCCACUCAGACAUCACACAUAAUAAGUAAUACACGCUUCCACUCAGACAUCACACAUGGUAAUACACUCUUCCACUCAGACAUCACACAUAAUAAGUAAUACACUCUUCCACUCAGACAUCACACAUAAUAAGUAAUACACUCUUCCACUCAGACAUCACACAUAGUAAGUAAUACACUCUUCCACUCAGACAUCACACAUAAUAAGUAAUACAUUCUUCCACUCAGACAUCAUCACACAUAGUCUGUUUUAUAUAAGUACUUUCUAAAAGAUGCAUUAGGAGUUUUAGAAUUCAGGAGUUUGUUUUAAAACAGUUUUACUUUUUUUACUUUGAGAUAUUUGUUUGUGUUUUUAGUUUAAACUUUUUUAUAAUGACAUUAUAUUUGAUAGGAUCAUACAGGUUUUAAAAAAUUGUAGCCUACUUUGCCUUAUGUGAUUUUCAAGCAAAUCAAUGUUAUUUUAGAAUAUUGCAGCUGCUUUUUCAAAUGUUUUAAUUCAGUUGUGAGUUGAUACAAAGGAUGGUAACAACAUUAGCAUUUUGAAAGUCACAUUUCUUAUUGUAAUUCUAUGUUGGCUAACGUAGCCAUUGCCUACACAAGCAUAGUGCCUUAUUGUAAUAUUUAUCAGUAGUCAAGCUCUAGCCAGAGGGUUCUAAGGCUGAAGUUAAAGGUGGACAUUUUGGAAAGUGUUGCAAUACCGUUAAAGUUGUACUAUCUGAGUAGUUUUGUUUCCAGAAUAGUCUUUUAAAUGUUAGUUGGAGUACGUUGUUUCCAACUUUUGAAAAUUGAUUAUUGCUA